This is a messenger RNA of Impatiens glandulifera, 2049 nucleotides long. RefSeq names its product heavy metal-associated isoprenylated plant protein 33-like. Bases 389 to 1933 code for a protein of 514 amino acids. The record is from RefSeq and is a predicted model, not a curated record. The transcript is spliced from 3 exons. Lineage: Eukaryota; Viridiplantae; Streptophyta; Magnoliopsida; Ericales; Balsaminaceae. Gene Ontology annotation, molecular function: metal ion binding.
GAGAGAUUUGCGAGUUGUUCUCUUUUCUUUCUUUCUCUCUCACACACAAAAACACACACAUUUCUCUCUCUUGUAACUCUGAAACAGAGGAAACAUAGAGAGAGAGGCAGCACAUAUAGGUGAUAGGAGUUUAAUGCCCACCAACAUUUCCUCUUGAAUCAACCCCAUUCUCUCACACACUCUCACUCUCAUUCACUAGACCAUUUGUUUUCUCACAUUUUACUCCCUUUUCGUGUGAAGAACAAUGAUUCCUGCUGUUUUGGACUCAUUGUUGUUUCAUGUACAUUUGUUCCAAUCUUAAUCAACUUUGUUUCUCUAUUAUUUUAGUUGCUUCCGUUUCUCUCAGAUCUCUACCCUUUUGUUUACCUCUUUGAUUCGACUUCUCGAGAUGAGUAAAGAAGAGUUCUUGAAGAUUAAGACCUGUGUUCUGAAAGUGAAUAUACACUGUGAUGGAUGUAAGGGCAAAGUGAAGAAGAUCUUGCAGAAGAUUGAAGGGGUUUAUACAACCAAGAUAGAUGCAGAACAGGGGAAAGUGACAGUUUCAGGGGAUGUAGAUGCGGCCACCUUAAUCAAGAAGCUAGCUAAGAGUGGUAAGCAUGCUGAAAUAUGGGGAGCUCCAAAACCCGCCAACAACAACAAUCUCAAUAACCAGUUCAAGAACAUCCAAAUCGACCAAACUAAAGCUGGAAAUAACAAAGCCCAGAAAGGAGGAGGAGGCGGCGGUGCUAAUAAUAAUCAGCCAAAAGGAGGUGGGCAGCAGCAGCAGCAGCAGCAGCAACACCAAGGGAUGAAUCCGCAGCUAAUGCAACAGAUGAAAGCGUUUCAGGAUAUGAAUAAGUUACCCCAACCGAAAGAUCUUAAUAAGAUGGCCUUGCCUAAGGGACCUGCCGGGCCGAAUCCCAAUCAGAACCAGAAAAAUGUGAAGUUCAAGCUGCCGGAGGAGGAUGACUUGAGUGAUGAGUUUGAUGAUGACGAAUAUGAUGAUGAUGACGACGAAUAUGACGAUGAUGAAUUGGACGAUGAAAUUGAUUAUCCUCCACCCAACAAAGGGAAACCGGUUUUUAUGGGUAACGGCCAUGGUGGCGGUGGUGGUGGUGGUGGUGGAGCAGCAGGGCAGCCAAUGGGUAACAUGAUGAAUAACAUGCUUAAUGUCCAUCAGAUGAUGAAUGCCCAGAACAAAGGUGGUGGUAAUAAUAAUGGUGCUGGUGGAAAUGCUAAGAAGGCCGGUGCUAGCGGCGGCGGCGGUGGAGGGAAUCAUGUUCCGGUCCAGAAUGUUAACAAUAAUGGAAAGAAAGGUGGCGGUGGCGGUGGCGGUGGCGGUGGAAAUGGGAACAAUAAUCCAAAUCAAGGUGGAGGUGGUAAAAACGGUGGUAAAAUUGGUGGUGGGGGACCGUCUGAUGGUAAAAAUGGUAACAACAACCCCGGAGGUCAGGGUAAAAUUGGCGGGGGCGGCGGUGCUGGUGGUGGAAAUGGUCAUAACAUGGGCAAUGGAGAGAAGAAAGUGGGUGGAAUGAUGAUGAUGCCUAAUGGAAUGCCCAAUUUGAGCAAUGGUUUCCCACCCAACAUGGGUCAGAUGGGUGGAGGUAUGCCGAUGGGUCAAAUGCCGCCGUCCGCUCAGGGUCUUCCUGCCAUGGCGGCUGGGGGUGGAGGUGUUGGUGGAUAUUUCCCCGGAGCAGCACCGGAUGCCAUGACAGGAAAUCCGUACUAUCAACAGCAGCAGCAACAGCAGCAGCAGCAGCAGAUGGCGGCAAUGAUGAUGAACCAACAAAGGGCAAACGGGAACGAGAGAUUUCAUCCGAUGAUGUACGCCCGACCACCGCCUGCUGUCAACUAUAUGCCGCCAUACCACCCUUACCCGUACCCUCCUCAGCCGGAUCCCUACUCGCAUGCAUUUAGUGACGAAAACACUUCAAGUACUUGCAGUCUGAUGUGAAACAACCGCUGUCUUUAUUUUUAUUUUUAUUUUUAUUUUUUCUUAUGGUUUGGUGAGGUCUCUAUAGAUCUUUCACUUGAUACAAAAAAAAAUGCCAGUUGUAUUUCUUUUUGCCA